Molecule: messenger RNA, 5802 nt
Organism: Rana temporaria (common frog)
Lineage: Eukaryota; Metazoa; Chordata; Amphibia; Anura; Ranidae
Gene: KCNC2
Product: potassium voltage-gated channel subfamily C member 2
Exons: 5
Coding region: 716-2512 (598 amino acids)
Biological process (GO): potassium ion transmembrane transport; protein homooligomerization
Cellular component (GO): dendrite membrane; neuronal cell body membrane; axon
Molecular function (GO): delayed rectifier potassium channel activity; protein binding
Source: RefSeq, a predicted model, not a curated record
CAUGGUGUAUAUGGCCACCAUGAGUUCUAGCCCAUUAUCAUGACGAUCCUCAGGUUGCUAGGUAUCCUGAAGUCUGAGUCUGGGCACGCAUGUCACCUGUAACUAGGUGACGGUUUGCCAGUGUCUGAGAUGAAACUCAGAGUGAUUGGAGAUGGCAGAGCAGACACCAGGAAGCCAUGUGUGGAUCCUUCUAAAAUAGAGCGGAUGAGUGUUUGAUGAGGGGGCGAAGGAUGUUACCAGCGGAGGGUGUGUGCAGACUGUGCUAUGAGUUUGUGCGGUGGUGCUGAAAGGACAGCUCCUCUCCUCCAGCUGUCUUCUCCUCCAAGGAGACCUCCUCCUCCUCAUCAUCAGCACCUUCAUGCCAACGCCACCCUUCCCUGCCACUGUCUGUCUACCGAGGAUGGCACACUGAUCACAGGGUCACCCCCAGCACGCUUUGUUUGUCUUCUCAGUGUUUAAUGGCUACCGCCUGUUGUGAGUCUGACAUAGUUCCGUGCGAGGAAGAGGAGGCUCUAUAGAGAGGAGUAGGACUGGAUACAGAUCGUUAUUCAUCAAAGACAAGGACUUUCCACCUUGGACAUCGCUCAUCGUCUAUGGUGUGCCCAUGGAGGUGAGGAGCGCCGGGCACACCAUCCACACACUUUUCUCUCUCUCUCUUUGAGGAGCCCGGCUGCUUUCACCUGCCACCCAUGCGAGUCAUGUCGGAUCCAGAGAGAUGGGGAAGAUCGAUGAGAACGAGAGGGUCAUCCUGAACGUGGGGGGCACCAGACACGAGACGUACCGGAGUACGCUGAAGACCGUGCCCGGGACCCGCCUGGCACUCCUGGCAUGCGAAUCGAACAGCGACCCCGGUCUGGAGCAGCAGCCAGUCCCGGGACCCUUCCAGAGCACCAGCCGGGGCAAUGAGUUCUUCUUUGACCGGCACCCCGGGGUCUUCGCCUAUGUCCUCAAUUAUUACCGCACGGGGAAGCUGCACUGCCCGGCCGAUGUGUGCGGACCCCUGUUCGAGGAGGAGCUGGCCUUCUGGGGGAUCGAUGAGACCGAUGUGGAACCCUGUUGCUGGAUGACCUACCGCCAGCACCGAGAUGCCGAGGAAGCCUUGGACAUCUUUGAGACCCCGGACCUGAUCACCGGAGAGCCGCCGCCUAUAGAUGAGGAUGACGAGGACAUGGGCAAGAGGCUGGGCAUAGAGGACGUGGUGGGUUCUGAUGGUAAGGUCAGCCGGUGGAGAAGGCUAAGACCUCGGAUGUGGGCUUUAUUUGAGGAUCCCUACUCUUCCAGAGCCGCCAGGUUCAUCGCCUUUGCUUCCUUAUUCUUCAUCUUGGUAUCUAUAACUACAUUUUGCCUGGAGACCCAUGAAGCUUUUAAUUCCAUCGUCAAUAAAACUGAGACAGUAAAUAAUGGCACAGAAACUGUUUCAAUAAUUGAGAUUGAAACUGACCCUGCCUUGACAUAUGUUGAAGGAGUUUGUGUGGUAUGGUUUACAUUUGAAUUUUUAGUACGUGUCACUUUUUGCCCUAACAAACUUGAAUUUGUCAGAAAUCUAUUAAACAUAAUAGAUUUUGUGGCUAUUUUGCCAUUUUACCUGGAGGUGGGACUCAGUGGACUUUCUUCCAAAGCUGCUAAGGAUGUGCUAGGGUUUCUCAGGGUUGUGAGAUUUGUCCGCAUCCUUCGAAUUUUUAAACUGACCAGACAUUUUGUAGGACUGAGAGUGCUUGGGCACACUCUUCGAGCUAGCACUAAUGAAUUUUUGCUUCUCAUAAUAUUUUUGGCUCUAGGAGUCUUAAUAUUUGCCACAAUGAUCUAUUAUGCUGAGAGAAUAGGUGCCAGUCCAAAUGAUCCAUCAGCAAGCAAACAUACGCAGUUUAAAAAUAUUCCUAUUGGGUUCUGGUGGGCUGUGGUUACUAUGACAACAUUGGGAUAUGGCGACAUGUAUCCUCAAACUUGGUCAGGGAUGUUGGUAGGUGCACUAUGUGCUUUGGCUGGAGUACUUACAAUUGCGAUGCCUGUUCCAGUCAUUGUAAACAACUUUGGAAUGUACUACUCCCUUGCUAUGGCAAAGCAAAAGCUUCCAAGAAAAAGAAAGAAAUAUAUCCCACAUGGACCUCAGGCUAGUUCCCCCACUUUCUGCAAGAUGGAUCUUAACAUUGGAUGUAACAGCACACAGGUGGAUGCAUGCCUUGGCAAAGAUAACCGAAUGAUGGAACACAACAUGUCAGGUGAGGACAGUUCAGGAAGUGACCAACCUUUGUCACCUGGAGAAAGACACCCAAUGAGACGCUCUAGCACUAGGGAUAAAAACCGAAGAGCAGGAACUUGUUUCCUUCUGACGGCAGGUGACUAUGCUUGCAAUACAGAUGGCGGAAUACGGAAAGGAUAUGAGAAAUCCCGAAGUUUAAACAACAUAGCUGGCUUGACUGGCAAUGCCCUGAGACUGUCUCCAGUAACAUCACCUUACAGUUCACCUUGUCCUCUAAGACGCUCUCGAUCUCCCAUUCCAUCUAUCUUGUAAAGCAGACUACAUCAAUCUGACAAAUAGAAUUCUCUCAAGCACUAUUUACCACAUAAUGGAAAUAAUUAAAUGUAGCAUUAACUCUAGGAUCUUCCCAGACAGCAUUAUGUCAUCUGGAAAUGCUAGGAAAUACCAUUUUGUCAGCAGAUCAUUUGCUAUGAUGCAUUUAAAGUUAUUUAUCCUAUGGAGAUUGUGCAUAUCUACUGACCGACCAAUUUCUCUCUGGCAAUAAAAACAAUAGAGUUUGGAUCGAUCGGCCAGUAUUUAAUGAUUACAUAUAUUUUCAGGGAAAUACAGCUAUACCAAUGUGCUUCCAAAUGAUAGCCAACACUUCAUUGAACGUUCAUUUCUUGUGAGUUUCUGAUCCAUUCUGAAGAUGUCUGGGAUCCUGUCUUUAGAGCUCGCAGUGUAACAGAUCAGACCAUUUGCAUGGACCAUUCCGUCUACACAUCAUAUCAGCGCAAUGUUGCAGAGUACUGGGGCUACCAAAUGGCUCUGAACAUAAGCUUGGCAUCGCAUCAUUCGCUAGUUGUCCUGCCAGUAGGAAUUUGCUUUUACUUUCUUACUUUAGUUGAUAUAUUUUUUUAGAUGACUUUGACUUGUUUUUUACUGUGCUAAAAUCUUGUAAUAGAGUGCCGAAAUGUCUCUGGUUGUUUGCACACAGAUAACUGCAAAGAGGUUGUCAUUACUGGUUACACGCAAGCAGAGGCCAGAUCUCUUUCUUAAUGGCUUGGGAAGGCACAAUACAUGUGAAAAAGGUAAAUGCCAUCCAGGCUUGCAAUUUUAAGCUAGCAGGUCUUUUUUUUACACCAGGGUUCUUCAACAUUUUCACAGGCAAAAUUCAAAAAAUGUAGAAAGAUAACAUUUUGUACUCAAUGUGUCAAUGAACUAAAAAGGGUUUUGAAUAUUUUGAGUUUUAUUUUUGACCAGCCUUAAACAUCUGGAUUAAAAUUUUGCAUAUUUUCAAGUCAACCUAUUUUGUUUUUUUUAGAGUUGUUUGUCAUAUAUGUUCAUGUUGGUUUGUCUAACCAAUUGUUAAUUUGUUUCAUCCACCUCUCUUCAAACACUCAAACUGUGCCUGUACACAACUGGUUCAAGGCUGCAUUCUUUUCUUUUGCGUUUUUGCUGUGUUUUAUGUGCUUUAAGUAUGGUUGAUGUCUUUUAAAACUGAACUAUUUAGAAUUAAAGCCAAUUAUUUUUAAACUGGGAUUCACAAAAAAAUAUAGCAGAAAUAUAGCAGUGGUAAUAAAGUAGCAUUUCUUUUAGAGAUGUUUUGUUUAACUAUACAUAGAAUAUAUUCAUUCUAUUGCUAUCCUAUUGCUAUAGUGCAAAUACCAGCAUCACCAGCCAGUUUAUAGAUGACCAAAUGAUAUAAAGCUUCAACCGUUUUCAUUUCUUAACCAGUAUCUUUAGUUUUACUGGACAGUAAUCAUUACCAAAUCAUGACCUGUUUGUAGACUAUACUAAUGGGCGUUUUAAUUUGAUAAUUUUUACUAAGUAAAAUUAAGUUGUAUAUAAUAUAUCCACAUGUAUUGUCCUGUUGUUAUUCAUACAUAAUGGUUAAAUAGCAUUUGAAUCGCUCAAGAAAUCCAAAUAGCACAAACACUUUCAGCUAAUAUAUCAAAUAAAUGUAUUGAUUUAUUUAAGGGAUGGUACUCAAAUGUGACUCCACAUUCGCCUCAGCACCCUUGAAACUCAAAUUUUUAGCACACUGUUAUGUAAAUAUUUCCUUUAUCUUCUGAAGUUAUAAUUUGGCCCUUGCUCCUGUGCCUUGCUGGUCAGUUAGACCAGCCAUCAUAUUCAUAACACAAUAGUUGGCAUAGGGUGUGUGACCAAGUACCAGCUUCAGAAGAUGAAGUAGAUAUGUGAAUUACUGAGCAUCUCAGAUGAUGAAGAUAACUCAGUGAUUUUACUGACACUUUCUAUUGCCCCCAUAGCCAUUGACCAGUUUAUUUAUUUUGUUGCUGAGCACUAAUUUCCUUUAAGCAUUAACACUAACCUUGCAGGCUGUGUAUGCCAGGGAAACAAAUUCACUUUCUAUGGAUCUGAUUGUUUGGAAGCAAAAUGUAUACAUGUGAUGUUAAAAAUGCAGCAGGCUUCUUCACACCAUCAUGGAGUAUAACCAAUGAGUGUAAGAAAUGAAUCUUUCUCUAAGAUCCCUUUCACACUGGGGCAGUUUUCAGGCACUUUAGCCUCUGCUAAGCAUUUGAAAACCACCUCCCAUUCAUUCAAGUGUGACUUUUCACACUCAGGCUGUGCGCUUGCUGGCCAUUCCUGAAAAAUUCUGAAAAAGGCACCUUUGGGUGGAUUGUAAUCACUGUAUUUAGCGCUCCCAAAACGCCCUGCCAACAAAGGAGUUUUUAGCUCCUUCUUUGGGGUUAAAAGCACCCAGCUAGCUGCUGAAAAGCAGUGCUUAAACAGCGAUAAAGCACCGCUAAAACAAGCAUCGUUUUACCAUGAACCCGGCCACAUCCCCAGUGUGAAAGGGGUCUAAUAGCAACCAUAUAGCCCAAGGGUAGAUACAACUAAUUUAAUGAGGUGCAAAGAAAACAAAAAAAUGGAUGAAUGAAUAACUUCUGGACUAUCCAUGUCAAUUACUUUUUAAAAUAUGAUUUUUGCAGCAUGAUCCUUCGCAUUUAUUUUAUUGCGGUACAGAAGGGUAAUCCAUUAGGGAAUCAUAGCAUCUUACCAUAGAUCAGUUAACCAAUCGCUCAUGGUUUAUGUUGCAGUUGUAACACUGCAUUGGUCUGGUGCUCUGAUUUCAUACUGAAAAAUGCAUAACACUAGAGGGAGAAGUUGUCAUAGGCAGUUAAAAUAAUUUUGUGAUUAAUAUUUUAUUGCCAAGCAUUAUCUGAAUGCAUUCUAUAACUUCUCUAGCCAGUCUUGUGAAACCCAAUGUCAGUGUUUAGAUAAUUCUGUCCAUUGCAACAAGAGAUAUGAUGUUUUAGGCUGGUGAUAUGGAACAGAAAACAAGAAAGGUUUAAAAAUUAAAUAAGUGACCUUGAGACUGUUGAAUUAUCCCUGACUGUUAUUCUCCUAUCAGUUGGCCAGUUAUGAUUUUUAUUGAUAUUGAAAAGUAUAACAUAAAUUAAUAUACCAAAUCCCACAGCAUGAAGUGCAUGCAAGAUUUUAUAUUAAAAGAGAUAUCAAAAUAAUAUCGGGAUUAAUAUGAUAUUUGGUGCUGCUGUUAUUGACUACAGUGUUGUACGGAAUUUAUCAUGGAUUUGUGACUGCUGAAAAGGGGACAGUGGAAUUUAGCCAUAACAAGGACUAUGCUGGAAAGAAACUCC